AUGACAUCCCAUGACUGGCGAGCGAUUCGGGACUCGAACAAGGCCAUCAUCGACCUGCGAGUCACCACCAUUCGUUCAAAAACACCUGCAGCAACCUCGGCCGCUCAGGGUGAGAAGAAGCCGGAGGCGGAGAAAGCCAAAAAUCAGCCAUCCCCUACAAUCGUACAGUCAGACGGCGACAACAAGGACAAGUACGACCCCAAGGGCCUGCACGAGCUUCGAAAACUCUAUGACGAACGCGACCUAGGAAGCGAGGGCGAUGCGGAACAACUUCGCUGGCGGCUACCUGUUGUAGUCGCUCCGGCCAAGAUCAGACUCUGA
This is a messenger RNA of Zasmidium cellare ATCC 36951, 321 nucleotides long. RefSeq lists its product as uncharacterized. The record is from RefSeq and is a predicted model, not a curated record. Lineage: Eukaryota; Fungi; Ascomycota; Dothideomycetes; Mycosphaerellales; Mycosphaerellaceae. The transcript has a single exon. Bases 1 to 321 code for a protein of 106 amino acids.